Acaulospora morrowiae is the source of this 239-nucleotide messenger RNA. Lineage: Eukaryota; Fungi; Glomeromycota; Glomeromycetes; Diversisporales; Acaulosporaceae. The record is from the annotation of a GenBank genome assembly.
CAAAGCUCCUCUCGACCAAACUGACAGAAGAGCCUCAAGGUAUCAAUCUAGUACAGUGGUUUCAAGAAGCACGCAACCUGAGAGCAGAAAUAAGACAACACAAUCAUCAGCAAGCGAAGAAAAAGAUGAUUGACUCAUUUCUUAACAGAAAACCGACACAUAUAAAAAUGGACAAACUACUCUCGAAAGACCCAGAGGGAGAUGCAAUCACAGACCCGAAUGCAAUCAAAAAUAUGGCA